CGAACGAAAUGUUUGCACACGUAGCAACAAACUGUGCCAAAAAAGGAUGUAUGUUGAUCAUAGUAGCGGUAGGCUAUUAAUUGUUCGACAUUCGAAGGAAGCGGCGGUAUCAAAAUUUGUAGUAAAAAAUUAUCUUAAGUAAAUUAUUUGAAAAAAAAAUUAAACGUAAGCAAAACAAGGAAAAAAAACAAUGAACCACCAAUCCAUACUAGUGAAUUCAGAACAAAAAUCGUACGAAUUGUUUUCCGAACCAGUGCACUUUCCACUCGUCAUCGGCAAUGAAACACUGGUCGUUACCAUGCAAGAUCAACGAAACAUUAUCGAUCGGCGGAACUGGUUUUUGACGCGCUGUCCUAAUGCACUGUCCACAGAUGCUGUUACGCUAGGUACAGACAAUGACCUGUUAAAUCUGUAUCCCCUGUUAACGCGUAUAUUGCUCGAAUUGCAAACCAAAACUGCAGGCCUACAAAUGUAUUCUGCGUCGGCACAGCAUAUACAACGCGGGCAGGAAAAACCAUUUUGUUUUCACUAUGAGAAACAAACGGACACAGAAGAUUUACCAUAUUUUCAAAACUACGAUCGUGUGAAGCAUGGUGAAAGGGUGAUAAAACAUGUGCACUAUUAUGUUGAAUCGGCCGUUAAAAGUAAAGCCACAAACACGGACACAACCCGCGAACAGAUGGAAACAGAAGAAAUAACCGAUUUAGAAGAUUUAUCAAUGUAAAGCAGAGCAUUUUCCUCUGUACAUAAUAAACGGUUUUUUUUACUACGAUCAAGAAGUACGUACUGGCGUAUUUAAAUAAUGACAUGUCAAAUGUUGUCAUAAUGGAGAAUGACAAAAACAAACAACACGCACAUGAGCUAACCUGGGCGUUCCGUGUACCGAUUGGUGAUGCGUCUGCCAGUUUGUUUACAUUAUUUGUUUGUAGCGAAGGGGACGAACAUUUUGUUUCGAAAAUUUUAGCCAUAUUCCGCCGUACAGUAUGACACUAUUGCCGUUUAAGAAACAACAUUAAAUAGGGAUAAUAGAACAGCAUGAAUUCCAUCAUGAAUCGUAGCCGGUGUGUUGCGUGUCAUAUCGAAGAGCCCGGCAUGAUAGCGAUCUACCAACAUCCUCGGGGCGUCGAUCGUCUAUGGACCUACGUGACCGGAAUCAUCGUAAAAGCCAAAGAUCAACUGUGCAUACCGUGCUACGAUGAGCUGCGGAUAGCGCACCGAUUUAAGGAAAAGUGUAUCCACAACAACAUUAACCGUUUGGGGUUGGGCCUUCCGCGUAGAUCGGCAACUCACAACAGUCAACAGGAUACGCCGACCAGUGAUGAAUCUAUUACCGCUCCUCGAAUAACUCCGGAACCGCUCAUGACUGCACGCCUCGGCGAGAGCAGCCAUGUCACGGCGGAAGAGUGCAGACAGAUACAAGCCCGAACGGAACAUCCACCCAUUAGUAGACAUGAGUUUGUGAUUAAAUCAGAAUCCCCACCGGAGGAGGACGAAAUUCCCAACCAAGCGACGAUAACGCCCGAUGCUCAGCAAUUGGAUUGUGUUUCAUUGCUUAACGAUACUGUUGGCCAAACGAACCAAAGCGGCCACGAGACGGCAGUGCCGUCGAUUGAUGUGGUAAAAAUGGAGCUGGAACUAUCGUUGGACGACAUUGGGCUGAGGGAAUCUCUUUCCGCGGACAGCGCAAACGAAGACUCCGACGAAGAGCACAACAGUAGAACGGGAGAAAUGGCGAACCCACCAACCGGUUCUGGCUCGGUACUGCCACAGUGUGCCCAGUGCGACCAGACGUUCCACACGCGAACGGCACUGAAACAGCACCAGCAGCUGGAACACAAGAAAAUACGCCGCGACAACACGAACGCGGUCAAGUACCGGCGGGUACUUUCGGGCAAGAUUAAUGCACUAAUGUGCCGGUACUGCUAUCGCGAGUUUAGCGAACCGGAAGCAAAAGCGGCCCACGAAAAUACACACCUUAGCGACCCGAAACCAUUCCAGUGUUCGUAUGCCGAUUGUAAUCGAUUUUUCCAACACCGAUCGGCACUGAAUCGACACUUUUACACGCACGUUACACCGAAACGGUUCAAGUGCAGUGUCUGUCCGAAGCGGUUCCAUCAGCAAAGUUCAAUGGUGGUGCACGAACGAUUACACCGGGGUGAUAAGCCACACAUCUGUCCCCAGUGCGGCAAGGGUUUCACGCACGUAUCGAACGUGAAGCGACACAUCCGGUUUCAUAACGGCGAAAAGCCGUACCAGUGCGGUAAGUGUCCAGCACGGUUUACCACCAGCACCGAUCUGCGCCGGCACAUGAACAGCCGACGGUGCAUGAUGAUGUGGUCAAUGAAGGCAUCCAAGUAGAGGUACACGGGAACACAAAACGGUUAUAAGGGCACUGGAAAGGGGGGGGGGGGAUGUUUAUAGGGAUGAAAAGAUUAUGUUUUUAAUGCGGGAUGGAUACACACACACACGCCAUGCACAUUGGAGGUUCCAAUGCUGUAUCGGCUCGUUGCCUUUGUCUAUUGUGCAUCCGAAAUUACGUUAGGGGUUUUUAGUUUACAUUCAUUAAAUUAUAUAAUAUAAUUGUUAAUUUUAAACUGUUCAGUAAUGUAAUUUCAUUUACAUAAACAAUCCUCCAAGGAAGAUCGAUCGAUCAUUUUUUUUCUUCUUCUUAAAAGAAACAUCUAUCAUCAUGAUUUAAGAGACGGAAAUAUCUUAAAUACUUCUAAUGAAGCAAUUUAUCCUUAAAACGAAAGUAAAGUUAAUAUUUCUUUUUAUGUGUAUCCUCCUGAACAGCUUAUAUGUUCUAUAUUGUAAGAAUUGUUAUACAAUAAAGAAACAACUACACAGUGGAAA
Anopheles funestus (African malaria mosquito) is the source of this 2853-nucleotide messenger RNA. RefSeq names its product zinc finger protein 419-like. Gene Ontology annotation, biological process: regulation of transcription by RNA polymerase II. Lineage: Eukaryota; Metazoa; Arthropoda; Insecta; Diptera; Culicidae. The record is from RefSeq and is a predicted model, not a curated record. The transcript has 3 exons. Gene Ontology annotation, cellular component: nucleus. Bases 1036 to 2358 code for a protein of 440 amino acids. Gene Ontology annotation, molecular function: zinc ion binding; RNA polymerase II cis-regulatory region sequence-specific DNA binding; DNA-binding transcription factor activity.